CGUUAAUUCUGCCGCCAGGCGGUAUCUCAAUCCCCGACCGCCUACCGUAGACGGGGUUGCCAUGUGGGCCAGCAUUACCACGCAUGACAAUACCGAGAUUCAACCUUCUCCGGAGGACAGCCGAGGUCGCCAGAGGUCAAAGCAUUACUUACUAGCAACUUCUCCCUCACAUGGUCGUCGAACUGCCUAUCUUUCCUGCCUUCCUCACUUCUUCCUCUUCCAAUUGAUUGAUUUCAUGGUAGAAUCAAUUCAUUGUAUUUAACUCGUUCUUUCAUCCCUUUUAACACACCAUGGCUGAUUCUAAGCCCAAACCCCCUUCAAUCCCCGAAUGGCAACGGCCCUCCGCCACCAACUCCGCCUCCGCAUCUUCGCCGAGCUCCGAUGAGGCUUCACGAUCGGAUCUUCUACAACAAGCGACCAAGUUCUUAGAAGAUGAGUCCUUGCGCGACGCACCGCUAGACCGCAAGGUAUCCUUUUUGGAAUCUAAGGGUCUCCGACAAGAUGAAAUUGACAGUCUGCUGGGUGUGUCGCGAAACUCCGAGGCAACCAGCAGUACGGCUGCAAUCGAGAGCGAUAACAAGACCACCGAGAUUAGCACCACGAAGGACACACCAAGCGACGCUGCCUCUUCAUCGCCUUCUAAUUCGACAUCUCAAUCAUCCUCUUCCCCUGCCGCCACCACCAUCCGCAAUCGGCAAUCCUCGUCCGCUCGUGACGUUCCACCGAUCAUUACUUACCCGGAAUUUCUCGUCAACCAGCCCAAACCCCCUCCACUAGUGUCUCUUCGCAGCCUCCUCUACACUGUCUAUGGCGCUGCAGGCCUAGGAGCUACUAUGUACGGUGCAAGCGAAUACCUCGUGAAGUCCAUGAUCGCCAACCUAUCAAGUGCGCGACACGAACUGGCCGAAACAGCCCAGGAUAACCUGAAGAAAUUGAACGAAAAGCUGGAGCAAAAUGUAUCAACCAUUCCUCCUCAGCUCACGGCUCGUCACACUCAAACUACUGGCUCCAACUCAGAUGAUGAGACCGAGUCUGUCACAUCCGACCCGGCGGAGCUAUUCCACCGUGACGUCGCUGUCCAGACCACGGAAGAUUUCAGUCUUGAGAACUCAUCCUCGUCAGCUGCGAAUACCGCAGACGCAGAAUCGUUCGACCCCAGUGCAGCUGUGAAUACACAUGUAAAGCGACUUGAAGUCAUCAAGUCGCAUCUCCAAGAAUUCUCCGAGACUGAGAAGCAGUCGAGUACGAGCGAUGAUACUGUUCGUACUAGCCUCAACGAGCUAAAUCAUUACCUCGAUGGACUACUAUACAGCAAAGCUGGCUAUGGCCCGGGGACCGGCUACGGGGUCUAUAGUACGCCCGGCUUUGACAGCAGCGGAAACGCGGCUGGCUUGGGUAAAGGCGAGGAAGACGCCAUAUCCAACUUCAAGGCUGAAAUUAGAGGUGUCAAGGGAGCUUUGUUGAGUGCCCGGAACUUCCCUGCUAGCCGGGGACCGAGAAUCAGUAGUGGUAUCGGCAGAUAAAGGGGGGUGAAUAAUUCUUUGGUUUGAGGUGACAAGUCAGUAUUAUGUGAACAUAUAUGUUUCUUCUUGCUUUUCUUUCUUUGGCUUGGUUACGGGAGAGUGUGUCGGUUUCCAGCAAUGACCAGCAUGGCGUUAGGAAUGAUUCUGUGUACAAUGAUAUCGAAGAUGUCUGCUAUACUUCGAUUGCAACGUAUGCCUUGACGAUGGUCCAUAUUUAACAGUUUGUCACACAUAAGAGGUAGAUAUAUUUUUAGUGUAUAUAUAUAACUACACUUCGCAUCCUAUAAAGUCAUGCCGAGUAAAUCAA
Messenger RNA from Aspergillus pseudonomiae, 1830 nucleotides. RefSeq names its product peroxisomal membrane anchor protein conserved region-domain-containing protein. Gene Ontology annotation, biological process: protein import into peroxisome matrix, docking. The transcript has a single exon. NCBI's taxonomy places the organism in Eukaryota, Fungi, Ascomycota, Eurotiomycetes, Eurotiales, Aspergillaceae. Gene Ontology annotation, cellular component: peroxisomal membrane; peroxisomal importomer complex. Bases 291 to 1523 code for a protein of 410 amino acids. Gene Ontology annotation, molecular function: signaling receptor binding. The record is from RefSeq and is a predicted model, not a curated record.